AUUCGGUUCAGGUUAGCGGGUUGAACUGAACAUUUCUCCAUAUUACUUCAAAGAGAGAAUAAGAAACAAAGGAAACAUUUCCAAUCUCUCAGUUUCUCUUCUUGCAAAGCCCUAACAGUAACUCAAUUCGUUAAGAAAAGGUCAAUCUUUCUGUUCUCUGUUUUUGGCCUUCAAGUUUUCGGUUUGAUCUGUUGAUCAUUUUGUACUUUUGGCACGAAAAAGGAUGGAGAAAUGAUCUUCCGGUUUUUAGGUAAGAAUAUUUUGAAAUGAAGUGGUGAAUCGGGGAAAGUUGAAGUGGAUUCCUCGUCAGGUAUCGGAGAGUUGGUUUAUAUAAAUUAGUUGCUUGUUUAUUUUGGGUUUGAGUAAGUAUUGGAAUGGAAGGAGGGUCUGGUAAUAAUUCUGUACCUCCUUCAUCUACUUUUGACAAAUCUAGAGUUUUGGAUGUGAAACCACUGCGUACUUUGGUGCCUGUGUUUCCAAAUAGUCCUCAGACUCCACCAUUCAUUUGUGCACCUCCUAAUGGUCCUUUCCCAUCUGGGUUUUCGCCAUUUUACCCUUUUAAUGGACCACAACUCGCCGCCACUACCACAGCCAGCACCCCUCCUGACCUUAACCAGGAGACUCACACUCCAGCACCCCUUCGUUCUUUCAGGGCACCCCAGUCUAAUGGGGGCGUUUCUAGAGGUGGGAAUGAAGAAGGUACCUCUGAUGGAAGGCCAAAGCGCCCUGUCGGGCGGCCAAGGAACUCAACAUCCUCUUCGCAAAAGAGGGCUAAGAAAGAUUUGGAUUUUACUCUGUCCGUUGUUGAUAACAAUUUUGUUGCGGGGAUUACUCCCUCUCAGAGAGAGGACGGUGAUAGGGGAGUGGUUAUUAAUAUAAUGAUGAGAUUUGAUGCACUUAGGAGAAGGCUUAGCCAAUUAGAAGAUUCUAAGGAGGCACCCACUGGGUUGAUUAAGCGUGCAGAUUUGAAAGCAGGCAAUGUUUUAAUGAGCAAAGGGGUGAGGUCAAACAUGAGGAAGAGAAUUGGAGCAGUACCUGGGGUGGAAAUUGGAGAUAUUUUCUUUUUUCGAAUGGAAAUGUGUGUGAUUGGGUUGCAUUCUCAGUCCAUGGCUGGGAUUGAUUACAUGAUUGUAAGAGGUGAUAUAGAUGAAGAUCCUCUGGCUGUCAGCAUUGUUUCGUCUGGUGGGUACGAUGAUGAGGCAGAAGAUAGGGAUGUGUUAAUUUAUAGUGGGCAGGGUGGCAAUGCGAACAGCAAUAAGAAAGAAGCGGCUGAUCAGAAGCUUGAGAGGGGUAACCUUGCAUUGGAGAGGAGCUUGCACCGAGCUAAUGAAGUGAGAGUCAUUCGGGGAAUGAAGGACACUCUUAGUCAAGCAGCAAAAGUCUAUAUGUAUGAUGGGCUCUAUAGAAUUCAGGAGUCAUGGGUGGACAAGGGCAAAUCUGGUUGCAAUAUUUUUAAGUACAAGUUGGUUAGAGUGCCUGGGCAGCCAGGUGCUUUUUCAGUUUGGAAAUCAAUUCAGCAGUGGAAGGAAGGGAUUUCUACAAGAGUUGGACUAAUUCUUCCGGACCUCACUUCAGGGGCUGAAACUCUACCUGUUUCACUCGUGAAUGAUGUUGAUGAAGAGAAGGGACCUGCAUACUUCACAUAUUUCCCCACUGUCAAGUAUAUUAAAUCAUUUAAACUAACUGAGCCUUCAUAUGGAUGCAACUGCCGCAAUGCAUGUUCCCCAGGUGAUCUAGACUGCUCUUGCAUUAGGAAAAAUGGAGGUGACUUCCCUUAUACGGCCAAUGGGGUUCUUGUAAGCAGGAGGCCAUUGGUUCAUGAAUGUGGUCCUACAUGUCCAUGCAUUCCGAACUGCAAGAACCGAGUGUCUCAGACUGGUUUAAAGGUUCGCUUGGAAGUGUUUAAAACAAAGGACAGAGGUUGGGGCCUGCGAUCAUGGGAUCCCAUCCGUAGUGGUACUUUUAUUUGUGAAUAUGCAGGUGAAGUUAUAGAAAAAGUAAAGGGAAAGCAGGACGGGGAAGGCGAAGAUGAGUAUGUGUUCGAUACAACCCGUGUUUAUGAGCCAUUCAAAUGGAAUUGCGAACCUGGACUAGUAGAGGAGGGUGAUAAUGACAUUACUGAAGAAUGCAACAUCCCUUCUCCCCUAAUCAUAAGUGCCAGAAAUGUUGGAAAUGUGGCCCGAUUUAUGAAUCAUAGCUGUAAUCCCAAUGUUUUCUGGCAGCCAGUUGCAUAUGAACACAACAGUGAAUCCUAUGUCCAUAUUGCAUUUUUUGCAGUGAGACACAUACCCCCAAUGACAGAGCUGACUUAUGACUAUGGGAUUUCUCGCUCAGAUGAGGCUGAGGGUAAUAAUAACGUACAGCAUGGAAGAAAGAAAUGCUUAUGUGGAUCCCAAAAGUGCCGGGGUUCAUUUGGUUGAAGUUGAAAAGGCCUGGAGGCAUAGGCAUGGCUGAAAAGCCAAAUUUUAGCGACUUCAACUGUGCAUACUCGUCUUGACCAAUGCGGAGGUUAUUAGUCAGUUAUGGGCACAGCUUUUCUUACCAUCCUUCUUUUCCCCACCGAUCCUAGCCAGGUAGGACAAAUCCACUUCUCAGGGCAGACUCAGCUUAUGGCCUCCAAAAGAGGUAGGUCCUAGCCAUCUAAUUUUUUAUGAAGGACCAUAGACUAGUAGAAGUGUAUUAGGGCUUGUAGUGCAAGGCAAUGCAAUGAAAGAUUCAGGUUAGUAUUGCUGUUUUGUAUUUGUGCCUGUAACUUUAGUAUCUUGUACUAUAUCUAUAUAGUAGCAAAGCCAGCGUCUUUCCGCAGGCUAUAAAAAUGUUUGCAUGAUCCAAUUUGUAA
Molecule: messenger RNA, 2839 nt
Organism: Ricinus communis (castor bean)
Lineage: Eukaryota; Viridiplantae; Streptophyta; Magnoliopsida; Malpighiales; Euphorbiaceae
Product: histone-lysine N-methyltransferase, H3 lysine-9 specific SUVH1
Exons: 3
Coding region: 375-2420 (681 amino acids)
Cellular component (GO): nucleus
Molecular function (GO): zinc ion binding; protein binding; histone methyltransferase activity
Source: RefSeq, a predicted model, not a curated record